GGAUGUCCCAGCACUCGCCAGACCUCCACUCCCACACCACUGGACUACUACAGACACCACAGACAGACACACCAGGGACGCAACUGGACUCUACUACAGACACCACAGACAGACACACCAGGGACGCAACUGGACUCUACUACAGACACGAUAGAGAAGAAGUGAAAAGAGAGAAUAGAGAGAGAGAAAGAGAAGGAGAGAGGGAGAGAAGGAGAGAGGGAGAGAAGGAGAGAGGGAGUGCUUCAGAGCCCUGUGCUGCUGCCAGAAGACCCGCUGCUCCUCCAGACUCAGCUCCAGAGCCACAGACCUCACCGAGAGACCGACAACAAGCUCAUCCCUCAUCCCUCUCUCUCACACACACAGACACACACACACCCUUACACACACACACACACACACAACACGUUCACAAACUUUAGAGAAGAAAGAACAGCAGAAGAGAGAAGACCAUCCACACUCUCCAUCUAAACAGACCAGAGUCCUGCUUCCUGAGUCCAGAGUCCUGAGUCCAGCUUCCUGAGUCCUGCUACCUGAGUGCUGCUUCCUGAGUGCUUCUUCCAGAGUUCUGCUUCCUGAGUCCUGAGUCCUGCUUCCUGAUUCCUGCUACCUGCAUCCCUGUCUCUCUGAGCUAAAAUGGGUGAUUGGAGCCUGCUGGGGAACAUUCUAGAGGAGGUGCAGGAGAACUCCACCUCAGUGGGCAAGGUGUGGCUGACCGUGCUCUUCAUCUUCCGCAUACUGGUGCUGGGCACGGCAGCCGAGUCCAGCUGGGGCGAUGAGCAGUCCGACUUCAUGUGCGACACACUGCAGCCGGGUUGUGAGAACGUCUGCUACGACGCCGCCUUUCCCAUCGCCCACAUCCGCUACUGGGUUCUGCAGAUCGUCUUCGUGUCCACGCCCUCACUCAUCUACAUGGGCCACGCCAUGCACUCCGUACGCAUGGAGGAGAAGAGGAGGCGCAAAGAGCAGGAGGAGAGGGAGAGAGACACUGAUGAUGACCAAGCAGGAGGAGGUGGAGGGAAGGGAGGUGAGAAGGAGUACCUACAGCAGAAGUACGAGCAGGGAGGAGGAGGAGGAGGUGUGCCGGAGGGUUCCAGAAAGAUCCAGCUGCGGGGGGCGUUACUGCAGACGUACGUGCUGAGCAUCCUGAUCCGCACGGUGAUGGAGGUGGGCUUCAUCGUGGUGCAGUACCUCAUGUACGGCAUCUUCCUGAAGGCGGAGUACAAGUGCACCACGCUGCCCUGCAAGAACAUGGUGGACUGCUACAUGUCACGGCCCACUGAGAAGAACAUCUUCAUCGUGUUCAUGCUGGCCGUGGCCGGCGUCUCGCUCUUCCUCAGCGUGCUGGAGCUCCAACACCUGGGCUGGAAGCAGCUCAAGGGCUGCCUCAGGAGCUACGCUGCCAAGCAGGCCCUCCACAGCACCAACACUAACAGUGUGGACACACCCCCCUCCCACCCUUCUCCCGGUUACACACCCCCUCCAGACUUCCACCAGUGCCUGGCAGCACUCGGGUCCCUGCCCCACACACACACACACACACUCGGGUCCCUGCCCCCCUCCUGCCAGCCCUUCAGCACGAGCCUGGCUCUUCAGCAGAACUCUGCCAACAUGGCCACCGAGAGACAAAUGGAGCCCACGCACACACCCGACUUCCUGCGCAUGACCUACCAGCAGCCAAUCAGCAAUGGCCUGCCCAGAGGCCUGCCCAAUGGCUGCCCUUCCCCGGGAUCCAGUCCCGCCCCCAGCCCCGCCCUGCUCCAUGCGGCUCUGCUGAAGGACAAGCGGCGUCUCAGCAAGACCAGCGCUUCCAGCAGCGGACGUGUGCGACAGGACGACCUGGCUGUGUGACACACACACACAUGCUUGCACUGCACACAUACACUCACACACACUACACACAAACACACAUAAACCAAAACACAUAAACUUUCUGAGCAACAGAGAGACGAUUCAGAUGAGAUGGGAUCAUCGGCAUCACUGUUAGAUCUUAGCAUUAGCUGUUAGCAUUAGCUGUUUGCGUGGGUUCCAUUAACAUAUAGCCCCGCUAUUUGGAAGUUUAGUAGCAGCUCUCUCUUAGUAGAUACUGAGAUACAGUUGAGAAUAAUAACAGUCUUCAUUUCCAGUAGAUUAAGUCAGCAUCACCUCUGUUUUCUCUGAGAUAACCAGAGAAAUCUCACAUUAUUCAUUUCCAGCUUCCUGAUAUAUUUUUCCAAAAACAUACAAAAGACAAAAACGUUUGAGCCACUGGCAUCAGGAGCCAAGACGGACAGAACUCUCAGUCUGUCACACUGCUGCACCUCUCCUUUGGUUGGACAAAACUAGGUGUACGUGUGUAAGUGUCUCUGUGUGUGUGUGUGUGUGUGUGUGUGUGUGUUUGGAGAGCUGGUAGACACACACUUGAGACUGUAUGGACGGGAUAAACCCCAAAUGUGUUUAAACUAUUCGCCAGUGACCAUGCGUUUGAGACUGUCAUGAUAGGGCCAUUCAUUUUCAUAGUAGUGAGUUUGUUCAUCGAGAACUCUCUAAAGCCUUGAAGCAUGAUGUAGAUGCACAACAUACGGGAGCUUUAUGACUCCAUGUUUAUGUCUCUGUGUUUGUUUGUUUGUUUGUUGUUUUGUUUACUAUCAAAAUUCCUAUCUGUCUAUCUGUCUUAUGACACGCAUCUUCCUCAUCAGCCUCCACCAGGCUACUUCAGCAACAUGACACGCGUCUUCCUCUUCAGCCUCCACUAGGCUACUACAGCAAUAUGACACGCAUUUUCCUCAUCAGCCUCCGCUAGGCUACUUCAGCAAUAGGGUUGGGUAUCGUUUGAGUUUUCUCCGA
Alosa sapidissima (American shad) is the source of this 2823-nucleotide messenger RNA. Its product is annotated as gap junction alpha-5 protein-like. Gene Ontology annotation, cellular component: connexin complex. Bases 634 to 1848 code for a protein of 404 amino acids. The record is from RefSeq and is a predicted model, not a curated record. The transcript has 4 exons. Gene Ontology annotation, biological process: cell communication. Lineage: Eukaryota; Metazoa; Chordata; Actinopteri; Clupeiformes; Clupeidae.